AUGGGGGUACUGCAAGCUCAAGCGCCACUUGGGAAAUGCCCUCGCAUGUACACCUUGGGGAGCCAUCGCAAGAGCCCCAUCACGAGCAGAGGGCAGUCACAAGGGUAUGUAUCGGUAGCGCGAGUGUGCGGGGGCUUCUGGGCAGCAACCUUCAGUCUGAUCCCCAAAACGUGCCUUCAGGGAGUUGUGGCAGAAGGAGUGUCCUGCAAAGGCCGCUCACCGAAGAGCUCCUGUCAGGGCUUGCACUGGUGGUCUUUACCGAGACGAGCCAGUCAGAGCUACUCAGGCGUGAGGGGAGUUGUGGGUUUGGGCUUAGGAUGCUUGGGCUUCUAG
Molecule: messenger RNA, 333 nt
Organism: Symbiodinium natans
Lineage: Eukaryota; Dinophyceae; Suessiales; Symbiodiniaceae
Source: the annotation of a GenBank genome assembly